Daphnia pulicaria is the source of this 1249-nucleotide messenger RNA. Its product is annotated as small heat shock protein OV25-1-like. The transcript is spliced from 3 exons. Gene Ontology annotation, biological process: protein refolding; response to heat. Gene Ontology annotation, molecular function: protein folding chaperone. The coding region runs from base 469 to 1134 and encodes 221 amino acids. The record is from RefSeq and is a predicted model, not a curated record. Lineage: Eukaryota; Metazoa; Arthropoda; Branchiopoda; Diplostraca; Daphniidae.
CUAGAAAAUCGAUUUCUUUGAAUCUGAUUCGUUUCUCCCCAUGCAAUCCAACUCGCUGAAAUCAGUGAUUCGAUUUUUUCUCAGAUUACAAUAUCAUUUCACCAAAGAAGAACCGUCGAAAUUUAAACAUUCAAAUCUUAUCCGUUAAAAAUUCGUAUGCAUAUCGCAACACUCUCAAUUCCCAUUGCGCUACACACAAUUUUUUUCUGUUCAGGGAAUUCGACAACUUUUUAGCUCCCAAAUCGCUAGGGUAUUUAUUCAGGCUAAAUUCGUAAGCUGCUAUUGAUUCAAUUAACGUCGAUGAAUAGUAUUUUUAAAAACUUGAUUCGACGUUUUCAAGCCCUAAUCUCCCAAGAGAAAACGGUUCCCUUUAUAAGGCGUCGGCUUUCGUGAAUAGCUCAGUCGAGUUGUUUGGUAUAACGAGCGAACACAUAAUCAUUAACGUUAAUUAUUUCUUUUGCAUUGAUUAUGGAUCUGUGGUGUUACGAUCCUUCGUCCGACUAUUGUUGCAUGGGUAGACCUUGUCCGUGGAGAGAUAGUUGGCGAUGUUUUCAACCGGAGCCUCUGUUCCGCUGGGCGGACACGUCUCCGCUUCAUUCUCUCUUGUCGCACGGCUUUCUGCCCAGCACUCCGGCCGGAAGGACAUCAGGAGCGGUUCGAGAAGUUGAGUGCGACAAAGACAAGUAUCAGGUGACUCUUAACCUGGGAAACUUCAAGUCGAACGAGAUCAAUGUCAAAUUAGUUGACCAGACGUUGGUGGUUUGCGCCGAGCAUGACGAAAAGCCGGACGAAUCUGGCCACAUCUUCCGUCGCCUGAAGCGUCGCUAUUACCUCCCGCCGAACGUGGACUUUGAUAAUUUGAAUGCAACUCUGUCCGAUAACGGUACGCUGGUAGUCUGUGCGCAAAGGAAGGCGAUUGAAGCGGGAAAUGAGCGUGAAAUCGAAGUUAAAAAACUACCCGCAGAAUCCAAAUCGCAGCCUCAAGUAUCCGAGAAGACGGAACAAGUUACAGCUGGUACCGAAAAAUGUCCAGAGAAAUGUCAAGAAAAAUGCGCCGAACAGGAAACUGGCAAAGAGAAAAGUGGGAAAAGUACCAACAUCCCCGUCGGUCGUGAGGUUGGCGACAAGAAGUGAGAAAAUGCCGAAGAUGGAAGUAAAAAAAAAUCAAGUUUAGAAAUUUGUUGUAUCAUUAACAUUUUACUUAAGUUUAAGUUCUUGCUUACGCUCAGCGUAUCCUUUAAUAAACAUU